UUUCGCUGGUGGCGGCUUCACCGAGCGGAGAGAAGAUGGAGAACGAGGGGAACCAGCAGUGCCCCGGGGAGGAACAAGAGAAAGAGGAGGAGGAGGAGCGUUUGGAGAAAGAGCACUUCUGGAAAAUCAUUAAUGCUUUUAGAUAUUAUAGGAUUUAUGCUCAUGAGAGGGUAACUCGUUCUGAAAAGCAAUUCCAGUCCCUUCCAGCAGCUCAUCGGAAGCUGCUUCCUAAUUUCCUUCCUCACGUGAACAAAUUAAGGGAGUGUAUUGAACAUAACUACGAGAUCCUGAAAGCAAUUAUUAACAACUGCAAUCAUAUGUUUGAAAAUAAGGAAUAUGGAGUCAUAGAUAUGGAGGCUGACCCGGGACGAUUAAAACCAGCAUCCACCUUUGACAUGGACAAACUGAAGUCCACCAUUAAGCAAUUUGUAAGGGAUUGGAGUGAUGAUGGCAAGGCUGAACGGGAUGCUUGUUAUCGGCCAAUCAUUGAAGAAAUCGUAAAACAUUUCCCUCAGGAUGAAUGCAAUCCUGCUGACAUGAACAUACUUGUACCGGGAGCAGGACUUGGAAGACUAGCCUGGGAGAUUGCUAGACUGGGUUAUAGCUGCCAGGGUAAUGAGUGGAGUCUAUACAUGCUCUUCUGUUCACAUUUUGUACUAAACAGAUGUACUGGAGUUAACACAAUGACACUUUAUCCCUGGAUACAUCAAUUUAGUAACAAUAAGCGAUCAGCUGAUCAGAUUCGACCAGUCCAUUUUCCUGAUGUUAAUUCACAUAGUCUUCCAUCUCAUGCUAACUUUUCUAUGACAGCAGGAGAUUUCCAGGAGAUCUAUACAGAACCAAAUGCUUGGGAUUGUGUAGCAACGUGUUUCUUCAUUGACACAGCACAUAAUGUUGUUGAUUACAUUGAAACAAUAUGGAAGAUUCUGAAACUUGGAGGAAUAUGGAUAAACCUUGGUCCUUUGCUGUAUCAUUUUGAGAAUAUGGCAAAUGAAAAAUCAAUAGAACUGAGUUAUGAAGACAUCAGGCAUUGCAUACUUCAAUACGGAUUCAAAAUUGAGGUGGAAAAGAGCUCUGUUCCGUCAACGUACACAGAAAACGACCAAUCCAUGUUAAAAUACCUUUACGAUUGUGUCUUUUUUGUAGCCAGAAAGCCUGCACAUUCACCAACUCUAAAUGGCUUUCCACCAGUAAACAGUUGAGAAAGGAAAUGUUGACUUCUUCUGUGAUAACAGAUUGUAGAAUAUAAAACUGGGAAGGAAGAGGAGUUACUCAGAAGUCCGGACAAUCUGAAUGACUCUAGAGACCAUCGUACUCUAAUAGUGCCUUUUUCUUUUUAAAUCAACUUCAGGAAUUCCGAAUUAUUUCAGCAGUUUUUUUGGACAACCAGAAAUGUGCAAUGAAAUAAAGAAUUAUCCAUAUAAAUCGGCAAAAGGAGCAAAGUCAGAGAAGAGAGAACGAAGGAAGUCGGGUGAAUGACAUCUACUUGCUAACUGCUUCGGAAGCAGUUGCAUACAAAGUAUCCUUGCCUGGUUUUUAGCUCCUGCUGUGCCCUCAUACCUAGCUUCCCACUUCCUAUCAAGUCAAUUUGUUUCCUCCAUUCCAUUCCAUCAUUUUCAACUAUUUAAUGAGGGGCUGCCCUCCCCAUUACCCCCAUGCUGACACAUACACACACUCCAGCUUGGCACAUUGGGUAGCUGUUUUGUAGAAUCAUCUGUGUAUUUUCACAUCUUUGAUGUCAGGAUGUUAAUGAACUCUUACAGUUUUCAAUGGGCAUUGUGCUUGUUGAAUAUUUUGUGUGAAAUUAUUUUAGCUAGAUACCUUUGCAGUAACAGUUGAAGUUGUUUUUCCACUUUUAUAAGUGCUAUUGUGAAAGCUGGAGAAGAGGAAAUCACUGCAUUUUGAAUUAGAUGACUGGAAUCCAUUCAUUGCUGUGAUUUGAUUGAAACAACUUUGUCACAUUGUCAAGGUGCAAUGCUAAAAAUGUGGCAUUUGAAUUGAUGACUGACUCAGCGUUAGCAUUCUUUCAUGCUGCUUGGCUUUGUGGUUACUGUAAUUUAAAUCUCAUGAGCUGCCAUUAUUCUUAUGAAAACAACUUGUCAGGAUGCAUAUAAUUAAUUUUUUUGUUCAACCUUGUUUCCUGUAUAGAAUCAUUUUUAAGUCUAUUGGUAAUGAAAUUAAUGAUGUAUGUAUCAGGUUUGCCUUUGUUUGAAAAAGAGACUAGGGGCUAUUUUAGCAUCUGGCUGAACAUCAAUUUGGCAAAACUGUUAAUACAUACAUUCUUAGUUCCUCAAUCUUUUCAUCUGUGACUCUUAUGUAUAUUAACUGUCCCUCAUGUGACAAAAUUUAACUUUGUAUCAGGCCAUGCAAAUCAUGUAAUUUGAUUGCAAGCACCUGAUCAUCCGUCAUUGUCCAUCAUGAUGCUUACCACCAGCUUAAAAAAUGGCAAACAGAAUAAACCCGUCCUCAAUCUUCAUAUCUAUAGAAACACAUAAGCUAGAGGGUGUUUCAAGAACAAAGUAUUUUAGGAUUACAUUAAUAACUCAAGAUUUGCACCUUUGUGCCCUCAUGAAACUCAUUGCAAUCUAUCUAUUAUCCAAUCUUAAGUCUCAACUUGACAUACAGAUGUUAAUUCAGAGUCAUGUAGCAGUAAAAAAAAAGUGCCAUUUGUAAAAUACUUAUUCAAAUGUUACAGUAUAAUUUAUUGAUUCCCAUAUUAUAACAAAGGAUACAACAGAAUAGUCUUCUCAAAACUACACAGUGAAUGAUAAGAAGAAAUAUCACUCACUACUGUGCAUUUUCUGAUUACUAAUUCUGUGUUGAGUACAGAAAAAUAUUGAUUGGUGAUCAGGCAUUUUCUGUUGUGUGGAGGAAUUUACCCAGUAAUGAUUAGUUUAAAAGUGUCUUGCACUAGUGAGUACCAUGCCUGUAAUUCUAGACUUUUUAUAUUGUCAAAUGCAUGUGGAUGAUCUGAAGACUGCCUAUUUUUGAGUGACAUUGUUUUGCAGUAUAUGGUCUUUUAAAAAACAUCCAGCCACUAUUAAACAAAACUGAACUUCUAAGAAAAUAUCAAUUUUAAGGCCUUUACACCCACAGAAUUAUUCAGAAUUUCUAUUACUUUACCUGAAAUUCACUGACCAUAUGAAGACAAUUUAUUAUAAAUGCAAACAUAUAUCCAAAAACACACUAGGAGCAAAGGACUAAAGUUAAACAGUAAACAAGUACAGGUGUAACAUAAUGUCUUGGCGUGGAAUGUUUGCAGUAUCAACACCAUCACAGUAUACUUUAGCAGUAGUUAUAAAUAUUGAUAGUUAUAAGUCUUUGUAGUUUGCUACUGCAACUAGAGUUUGUGAAGAUUAAAAACUCUGAAAUAGAACAGCACUAUUAAUUAUUUUCAUGACUUUCAAGACAGUAGUUCAAAUAAAUCAACAUGCCUAUUGAUUUGCCACAGCUUUUUCUAAAUAUCCUGAGAGACUUUUGUCAUUUUCCAGUGGGAAAUAAUCCUAAAUUUGGAUUUAAAACUGUUGGCCGUUACCUCUUUUUCUCCCACACUAGAAAAAAAUGGUACAAAUCUUAUUGAAGAUUUCUUUUGCAAUCCAAUGCUUUCUAUGUAGUUAAUUUGAAAAGCGAUUAGUACUAACAUUAUGUUGGCUAUCAGAACAGUAAUGUUAACCCAUAUAAUAUCAGUAACUAUCUAAAAAAGCAUUUAUUCAGAUUCACUCUUCUGCUUUCCCUCUUUUGGAAUAUUUGUACCUUGCUGUAGAGAGGCAUACUUCUGUUCUAGUGGGACUGGGCUCCAUAAAAUAGAUUAAUUUUCAGAUUUUUAUUGCAAUCCAAACAACUAAACCCCAGCCUAGGUGCAGAUUGCAGCUACCUUCUAUUAGUUUUGCCCCUUUAUUUUCCUCUCUAGAGUCUCCCACUCUUUCUUUUGUCUUUUGGCAAAACUGCUUAUUAGCUGGCUGCUAGAAGGUGUAUUAAAGAAGCACAACUUCAUUGUGCCUCCAUAUAUCCUCACAGAAUAACAGCAAAGAUCAGUAAUUUAGUGUGAGAAAUUGCAGACGCCAGUAUGUUUUCCAUCAUUCAUAGCUUGUAAGCGCUUCCCACACUUUCAAAGCCUUUAAUGAGGUUUUAACUUUGUUUACGUUUUGUUGCUAGCAUCAGUAACAUUAAUUGUCCCAUGAACAUGUUUUCCUGUGGCUUUGCAUCGCAUCAAAUAACCAUUUCCAUGAUGUUGCCAUGCAGAAUAUUUAAUUGGGUCACCAAUAUCACCCUAGCCUGAUGGACAUUAGCAUAAUAAUAAUUAUGCGCCAGAGGUAUACUGCAUUGUCCUUCGGGAAAACAGAUAUUUUAAAUUUUAGGUGCAAAGUUGAAUCUGAAUGUUGCUUUUAUAUGUUAAUUGCUGGAAUUUUAAAAUUCUUAGCUAAAAUCCUAAAUGAAUUGCAGCCAUUCCAUUCACAAAGAUUAUGAAAUGUUCUUUAAACAAAGCAUUGCUAACAAAAUGAGAUCAUUUUGUCUGCAGUGUCUUGUAUUUACAAAAAUAUUUUGCAAAAUUCUUUUGAAAUUACAAAAAUAGCUUUACUUUUGUAUGAUGCCAGCAUUGAUGGCUAUGCACCUUCUCCAAACAAAGAAGUUUAUCAAAUGCUGUCGGUCUAAACUUAGAUAUAGGUUUGUCCCCCUCUCCCAGUGGCUUGGUAUUAUUAGUCAGGAUUGCAUUGCUCCAAAACAAGAUAACAAAUCUAGAAACAAUUUAGAAAUAAAAUCUGGCUUCAAAAUGAAAUUGCAUUUUUGUUAUGGCCACUGCAUUUCUUGGUCAAUUGCAUUUUCAAGGCACAGCCACAAUAUAAUAGUAAAACAUUACAUGGAAAUUGCGGAAUGAACUUAGUGGUUUAAUAAUUCAGUUAACCUCUUAUUUAAGCAAAUACAAUUCAAGGCAUGUUGUUUGGAUUGGUUUCACCUCUCAGCACUGUUGCUUCUAUUGAUAGUCUCGUUUAAUUUUUACACCUACGGUCACAAUUUUGUUCAGUUUUAUUUCAAGAACUAAUGGGUUGAAAAGAUACUGAUUUUUAGUAAGUCAGAAUAAGGAUGGUUAAUAUUUCCACCAGAAACGAAAACUGUAUUAAAACAGUCCUGGGUAUACAGAGAUAUGAAUAGCAAUACAUAAUAAAAAAACAGAAAAUGCUAGAAAUACUCAGGUUGGGCAACAUCUGUGUAGAGAGAAAUAGUUAACGCUUCAGGUUUCAAUCUUUACUCAUUUCAAGCGUUCAUCAAAACUAUUUACAUAGUUUUGUACAGGAUUGAGAAAACUCAGAGCAUGUUGGCUAAUUGAAGAAAUUGCCCAGUUGUUUUACCUUUACUUAACCUGCCUGUGUUCUAUUUGAGUAUAGUACACAUAAAUGCUGUUUAAAGAAUGCUUUCCAGUGUUAGUUUCAGCAGAUAAAAAAGGUAUUUAUUUCUUAAAUCAGUUUAAUUCCUUUGAGAUCUUGCAACCCUCCCCAGCACUUGCAGCACCCUAUUCAGUGAAGUUACUUAAAAAAUUGUAUAACUAUUGAAGCAAUUUGCCAAAACCUUGAACAUCAGAAAAUCAAUCCUAUUAUCUUACAUGUUAGAAAUUUUGCUUUCACCAAUUCCUAAAUUUUAUUCUGCUGAAAUUGUUAGUCUUUAUGAAUGCAGUAAAUAGUUUUGAAAAUAGAAAUUGUGGUUUACUAUUUUUUAUUGAUGUUUGUGGUUAUCCCAUCAGUACAAAGUAGUGUUUACACCAUUUUGACUUUAGGAUUGUCACAAUAUGCCAGUACACUAUUAAGUAUUAAAGAUGAUCACAUGAUCUGUUUUAUACUACAGUAACCAUAAAACACAUGAUUAGAAAAUAGAUUAUGAAGAUCAUAACAUCCUUUUACUUGAGUAACAUGUUUCCAGGGUAAGAGAUGGAAAUAGUGUUUCAUAUUAUCACAGCUAUAUCUUUUAAAACACUAGUACUACAAAGAAGUAUGUUGUGAUGGCUCAGUUCAGCAAAAUAUAGUCAUUGCACCUGCCUCUUGAUGGUUUCCUAUUAUUUGCAGACAACUGCUUCAUUUUCCCACUAUAGUCACUAUUCAAAGUACAGUAUUUUGGACCAAUACUUGCAAAUAAACAGCACAAUGCAGAUGCCCAUUGGAGUAACUCCAUUUCUGUAAAACAGUUUUACCAAAUGAAUAUAGUAAUGAAUUCCAAUAAAAUAUUUUAUUAA
Messenger RNA from Carcharodon carcharias (great white shark), 6223 nucleotides. It is a transcript of the gene carnmt1, whose product is annotated as carnosine N-methyltransferase 1. Gene Ontology annotation, molecular function: S-adenosylmethionine-dependent methyltransferase activity. The record is from RefSeq and is a predicted model, not a curated record. NCBI's taxonomy places the organism in Eukaryota, Metazoa, Chordata, Chondrichthyes, Lamniformes, Lamnidae. Bases 36 to 1202 code for a protein of 388 amino acids. The transcript has 8 exons.